Effrenium voratum is the source of this 1734-nucleotide messenger RNA. NCBI's taxonomy places the organism in Eukaryota, Dinophyceae, Suessiales, Symbiodiniaceae. The record is from the annotation of a GenBank genome assembly.
AUGGUGGGGUCCCUGAGCACUGUGCUGCUGCAGUCCUCCUCGGAGACCAUCUACCUGGCGGGCACGAUGGUGUCCUCCCAGCAGCUGGACAUCCACAAGGGCAUCCUGUUGGCCAUCGGCACCACGGUGGGCGCUAGCUUUCUGCCGUUGCUGGUGGCUAUGAUGCCGUGCGACCGGCUGCACCUGACACGAGCGGUGUGGGGCGUAGCCUCGUUUCAGCUGAUGAAGCUCUUCGCGCUGCUCAGCUGCGCGCUGCUUCUAGUGCCUGCAGAGAUGCUGAGCCACGGCCAGCUGCUGGGCUUUACCCAGGUCUUGGUGGACCACAUGGGAGAGAUCGGCAUAAACUACGUGAAUCCAGCUACGUGGGUGGUGAAGCCUUUGUCCGAUGCCUUGGUGAAGAUCAACCAAUGGCGUCUCAAGGCCUUUGUCCUCGGCCCACAGGAGGUCUCGUACGUGGCGGCCGCCAGGUGUCUCUCCAACUCCUGUGGAUACUCCUGCUUGUCGGACCAGGUCCAGGAUACCUGGCAAUCCCUGGACGCCCAGCAGUACAAAGCCCUGGAUGUUUGCAGCGAGUUCUUCGGCACAGCCAACUGCACCGGUGAUCGCCCCUGGUGCCUGCUGUCUGGAAAUAUGUUCUGGGAUGUUGUGGUUGAACAGCCGAACCUCUUCGAAGUGGGCGGCGUGGUCUCGGGCUUCAUUUGCGGCCUCGUCUUCCUUUCUGGCGCUAGCGUCUUCUUCUUGCGGGAUCUUUCAAAGAUGGGCAGAUGCCGCAAGGUGGUGGAGAAGGUGGUGGCAGUGCCCUCGGCUCUGGCCAGCUUUGGGGUCAUGGUCUUCACCCUGCUGCUGAUGCACGACAGCGUCUUCGUGGUCUGCGUGCUCACGCCCCUGUGCGGCCUGGGAUUAUUGCCAGCGCCCAAGAUGAUGUGCUGGGCUAUGGCAGCGGAGGUGGGAGCCGCAUUGGCGCUCAUUGCCCGGGGUGCCACCGAGCUACCUUUCGCAGAAGGAGUCGUUCAGAUGGCCUGGGUGCAGCUGUUUUGCAGCAUCCUGGCCGUGUUGCUCACAGCCCUGCCGUGUGUCCGCAGGUUAGCCUGCCACUGCGGCCUGCUGUGUGCCACUGCCAGCCACGAGUUUCUCAUUUUUCUGGUGGUUUGGGCGGCCGGGAUCCCGGCAGUGCUCGCGGGCAUGUUUGCAGUGAGCUUGCUUUGGGACUCCUCGCCCUCCUUUACGGUUUGCAUCCUCCUGGUGGUGCUGCCCCUUGUGAUGGCCACGGUGAUUUGGUGCUGCCUUCGGUCGGAGUGGCUCCUACCCAUUGACGUGCGAGAGCAGGUCCGAGAAGAAUGUGAGCGGUGCGAAGUUGCCACCCGCCCAGCCACAGCGGUGCAAAGCCCGACCAGUCCCAACAGGUUGUCUCCCCCGGGACUGCGACCUGUGAGCCCGCAUCGGGAUCGGGCUGAGAGCGCCACACCUGCCACGCAGUGCGUCAGCCCACCGCGGGCGGCCAACAUCAGCCCACAGUUCAGAUCCCCGGUGCCGGUGAUCAAUGUGCGCUCGCCACCCUCCAACCAAACACAGAUGAAGACACCCUCGCUGUCCGCCUCGCCGGCCAACGAGAUGCCACACCUGGAGGUGCUUGAGGCCACGGGGUCCGAAGAUCACUGCGCCGAAGCCAGUGAUGCCGGUGGUUCCCCGCUCCUCACGGCCCAGCGGCUCGGAAAGUACCAGCAGCUCAGCUGA